Cornus florida is the source of this 4157-nucleotide messenger RNA. RefSeq names its product polyadenylation and cleavage factor homolog 4-like. The transcript has 7 exons. The record is from RefSeq and is a predicted model, not a curated record. Gene Ontology annotation, molecular function: mRNA binding; RNA polymerase II complex binding. Lineage: Eukaryota; Viridiplantae; Streptophyta; Magnoliopsida; Cornales; Cornaceae. Bases 488 to 3610 code for a protein of 1040 amino acids. Gene Ontology annotation, cellular component: mRNA cleavage factor complex; cytoplasm. Gene Ontology annotation, biological process: termination of RNA polymerase II transcription.
CUGCCAUAUAAUUUCACAUUCGCUCAUCGAUCUGUGUCCAUGCUCUUUAACCAUAUACAUACAAAUAUAUGUAAUACACAUCACUAUAUAUAGAUUUAUAUAUAUAUAAAAAAGGUCUUAGUCCUAGCGAAUUUAGGAAGAUCCCUAACGCCAAAGUCGAAGACGAACUGGAGCUUCAUCACCUGCUCUCUACUUCUUUAAUCCCAUCGGCUUCAGUCAACACCCAAUUUGCAGAAUUUGUAGCGAAAGAUUCAAUCUUAAUACUUUUGUUUCUUUUUACUUAUAUUAGGGUUAGGGUUUCUGAUGUGUAAGACUCACUCCCGUGAAGUUUUUAUUGUAAAUAGAUUAUAGAACCGUAGAUUUUAUUUAUUUAUUUAUUUUUUACUAUUUUGGAAUUUUUGUGGAAAUCAUGUAAUUCAGGGUAAACUUAGGUUUAGGGUUAGGGUUUUGAAUUGUUUGAUUUUCUUUUUGGUGUGUGCUUGUGGUGAUGGAGAUGGAGAGUUCACGUAGAUUAUUUGAUAGAUCGGGAGAACCGGGUCUCAAGAAACCAAGAUUGGCCGAAGAGACCGUCCUUGCAGAGCGAAUUCGUAGUUUGAAUGGCCGCCCUUUAGUCCGGAUUUCGGAUCCGGAAACCUUUUCUAUGUUGUCCAGAUAUCGGGCUAAUGAUUUAGAGGGUAGUGAUUCAGUUCGAGGACCUUAUCAACAACAGGCUCAACAGCAGCAACAUCAAGAGCUUGUUAUUCAGUACAAGACUGCGUUGGCGGAGCUGACAUUUAAUUCCAAACCCAUAAUCACUAACUUGACUAUUAUCGCUGGUGAGAACUUGCAUGCUGCGAAAGCAAUCGUCUCAACCAUCUGCUCAAAUAUUCUUGAGGUUCCUAGUGAGCAAAAACUACCAUCGCUCUAUCUUUUAGACAGUAUUGUGAAGAAUAUUGGCAAGGACUACAUUAAAUACUUUGCUGCCAGGCUACCAGAGGUUUUCUGCAAGGUAUACAGGCAGGUUGACCCUUCAAUACAUCCUGCUAUGCGCAAUCUUUUUCGAACUUGGAAAGGAGUGUUCCCUCCUCACUCACUUCAGAUGAUUGAGAAAGAACUUGGCUUUUCCCCUCCUGCCAAUGUUUCAUCUUCAGGACCUAGGACUGAUUCUGAGUCUCAACGCCAACCUCAUAGCAUUCACGUAAAUCCCAAGUACUUGGAGGCAAGGCAGCGCCUUCAGCAGUCGAGCAGGGCAAAAGGAGCAGCCAGUGACAUUACUGGGAGCAUGGUUGACUCACCUGAGGAUGUAGAGAGACUGGAGAGAAUAGCCAGUGCAAGUUCAGGAAAGUCGUUGGUGGAUCCUCCAGUUAAGAUCCAUAAUAUUCAGCAUCCUCAUAGGGAUGCACCAAGUGAGCCUGUUCAUGAGUGGAACGUUGGUGCAACAUAUGGAGAUAAUGAAAAUAAUUAUGAUAUUUCUAGGCAUUCGGGCUCCAGAAUCAGAACAUCCAGUGAGAGGGUUAUGGAACAAGGAUCUGGCAAGCCUUGGUAUGGAGAUGGUGGCCAUGUUGCUGAGACAAUAUCCAACCAAGGAAAUGGUUUUAAUUUCAAACAUGGAUUUCCAGGUUACCCGAUCCCCAGGUCUGCGAAGUAUGAUGCAAAUCUGCAGCCAAUGCAGAGCAUUGCAAGUAGAAGCAACAGUGGGGUAGAUAGGAGCUGGAAGAACUCUGAGGAAGAGGAGUAUACGUGGGAUGAUAUGGGCUCAAGAUUGAUAGAUCGUGGUGCAGCCAAUAGCUCAAAGAAAGAACAUUGGAUGCCUGAUGAUUCAAAAACAUGGGUACAGGAUUUUGAAAACCACCUCCGAAAACCACAAAGGAAGCAUGAUGUUGGUUCGAAGGUUGAUGCAGAAACUCCGACUGAUUCAAUACCCAUAGAACAGAAAGACCAAGCAAAAUUUGGGCAUCUGAUCUCAUCCCUGCGGAAACAGGAGCUAUACUCAGCGAAUGGGACGAGUCAUUCUGGGACUGGUAAAAUUAUUUCAGGUCAUUCAGAAGGCCACCUUACCCCUUUCAGUGGAUUGUCGCAAACUGCCAGUUCUUCUCUGGUCAGGACGUCACUCCAAUCACAAAUGGGGCCUUCUCAAAUUGGAGCCUCAAGCUUUGGGUUUUUGACAAACUCAGUGUCCUGUUCCACUGGAAUCAUCGGGCAACAACCACACUCUCUGAGAGCUGCAUCACCUUCUGGACAGUCACCCAUGCACCAACAUCCUUGCUCACCUUCAUUUUCUAUGUCCCAUCCCCCUCAACUAUUGCAUAAUUUAUCAGAGCAAGCCCUUCCACAAGUUCAGCCUCUGCCUCGAGCAGAUUCGAAAGCAUCUCGGUAUCCUGGACAGUCAAACAUGGGGCCUCAUAAUCAAUUUUCUCAGGAUUCUUUGCCAAUACCUCCUCAUAAUGUUCAUUUGCGUAACUUACAAAAACUGCAGCCUCAAAAUUUAUUUACUUCAUCUCCUAUGAUGCCUUUUCUUCAAUCAGGGCACCAUAUUCCCUUUUCACAACCGCCUCAGCCUGACACAACACAGCCUCCUCUGCCAACUGGCCCUCGUCCUACCCAGUUUACAUCCGCAGGGCCCAGGGCUGCAUCAGCAUCUCUACUAAAUCCACCUUCCCAUGACAGCACUUCAGCUUCCACAGCUCUUACUCAGGGAAAGAUAGAACGGCCAGCAUCGCCACCUGGCCCUUCACCUUCCUCUCUUAUAGGUAGUGCAUCAACACAAACUUCAAACGUGGUGAAACCUGUCCCUGCUCCAGUAUCAUGUCUUUUGAGCACAUUGGUUGCGAAGGGCUUGAUAUCUGCGUCAAAAACAGAGUCAGCUACUUUUGUGCCAUCCCCGAUGCCUAUUCAAAGUCAGGCCCAGUUCCCAGAAAUUACUACAACUGGUUCAGCUUCAGUUACUUCAGAUCUAAUUUUCUCUGCUGCCCCACGUUCACCAACCACAGACGAACAAUCUCUCCCCAAACCUGCUGCUAAAAUUUCUGUUUCCUUACCUCAAUCUACUAAAGCAGAGAUAAAAAAUCAUAUUGGCUUUGAAUUUAAGCCAGAUGUAAUCCGAGAGUCACAUCCAUCUGUGAUCAAUGAACUUUUUGAUGACAUUCCCCAUCAUUGCAGCAUAUGUGGCUUUCGUAUAAAAUUUCAAGAACAAUUUGAUAGACAUUUGGAGUGGCAUGCACUAAAAAAUCCUGAGCUGAACAGUUCAUGUAAAAUUUCAAGGAGAUGGUAUUCGAAUUCAGGUAGUUGGGUUACCGGAAAGACUAGACUGCUUUUUGGAUGUGAACCCACUGGUGUGUUGGCAGAUUCUGGCAAGGCAAUAGAGAAGAGUGAGCAGAUGGUUUCUGCAGAUGAAAGCCAAUGUGUGUGUUUUCUGUGUGGUGAGCUCUUUGAAGAUUUUUACAGUCUAGAAAGGGAUGAAUGGAUGUUCAAAGGAGCUCUUUACCUGACUGUCCCAUCUGCGGAUGCUGAGGUCAAACCUACAAACGAGGGUGCUGCUCAUGGACCUAUAGUCCAUGCAAAGUGUAUGUCAGAAAGUUCAGUUCGUGAUUUGGGUCUGGCCAAUGGUGUUAAAAUGGAAAUGGAUGAAUAAGGGUUUGAGGUGAGAAAGAGAAACCGUCAUAAUUCAGAUCCAGGUUCACUAAUUGUGGCUUACAUAUGCAUUGUCUUAUGUGCCAAUCCACCUGUGCCUUGAAAAGUGCUGUCAAGAGCUGUGUUUUUUCCCCUCUAUUUUUUCUGUUUCAAUAUCUUUUUUGAAAGUUCAGAACUGAAACAAAUAUAUAAAUGCCUGAUGCUUCACACCAGUUUUCUUCUCUAAUGUGGUUGACAUGUUGUUCUGUGUGUUUGUUUUUUUUCAUUUUGCUAAAGCAAGAUUUUGGCAGAGGUUCACUAUCUGUUGCUAGCAGCAAAACAAGCGCAUGUUCGUUUAGCUUCACAAUCAUCAGGAAACAAGCCACAGUAUUAUUGAAGUAGUAAUGAGCUUGAACAUUUUUUCUUCUUUUCAUUCAAGUUUUUUUGAUCGAGCACUGCUUUUUAAACAUUUUGUUACUGGCAAAUGGAUUCAGUUGUAGUUAUCAUGCAUAAGAGAAUCUCAAUUUAUUUAAUGGCUUUUGUUAAUACAAGUUCUUUAUUCUCUUACA